Scheffersomyces stipitis CBS 6054 is the source of this 384-nucleotide messenger RNA. RefSeq lists its product as uncharacterized. Bases 1 to 384 code for a protein of 127 amino acids. The record is from RefSeq and is a predicted model, not a curated record. The transcript has a single exon. Lineage: Eukaryota; Fungi; Ascomycota; Pichiomycetes; Serinales; Debaryomycetaceae. Gene Ontology annotation, cellular component: cytosol.
AUGUCUUUAUCAGCUGACGGAUUUAACGGUUCCCAAUUAUUCGAGUUGUUGGGUGCUGGCUUGGCCGACGAAACUCUUAAGAAGAAGGCCAUUGCUGGCGUUAAGGCUGUCAUUGUCAUCACCUUGAAGAACAAGGAAGGUAAGGAAGUGUCGUGGCUCUUGGACUUGAAGGACGCCGGUACCGUCAAGAAGUUCGAAGGUGCUGCUCCAAAGGGUGACGUGCAAUUGUUGUUGAAGGACGCUGACUUCGUCAAGUUGGCUGAAGGUAAGGCUAACGGUCAAAAGUUGUUCAUGAACGGUAAGUUGAAGGUCAAGGGUAACAUGAUGAAGGCUACUGCCAUCGAAGGUGUCUUCAAGACCUUGGACCCAAGACCAAAGUUGUAA